AUGUUCUUCGAAUACUCUUCUGGCGGUUUUACUUACUAUCUAUCGUCAAGACCGCUUUCACCUAUGCCUAAAAUGCUUAGAUCACCACCACCUUGUGAUACUUUGCAAACUGCCUCUAACCCUGAAUUAGCGUCUUCCAAUAUCACACAACGAGAAAAUAAACGGCGCCGAACUAGCGACGCUGGUAACGAAACCGAAAUAGUCUCUACGGAUGCUAUUAACGAGCUCAAGACAAUGCUGAAAACCUUUGUUGAUAAUCAAAAUGCAAGAUUAGACAAUAUAGAAAAAAAACUAGCACUUGUCACAAAUCAAAAUGUAAACAUACAACAAACCAAUUCGGAAAUAGAAAAGUCCAUAAAUUUCGUCUCAGACAAAAAAGAUAACCUGCAAAAAGAUGUCUCCGACAUAGAAAAGGAUCGCAAAGCACUUGAGUCACAAAUAAAUACAAUAAGUACCAAAUUCGAUGCCUUGGAGAAAUACAUUCGCAAUACGAGUAUUGAGUAA
Molecule: messenger RNA, 504 nt
Organism: Parnassius apollo (apollo)
Lineage: Eukaryota; Metazoa; Arthropoda; Insecta; Lepidoptera; Papilionidae
Source: the annotation of a GenBank genome assembly